UGCGCAGUUUCCCCUCAGCCAUGGCGGAGGAGCCGGGAGUGUUCGUGCGGGAGCUGGAGCGCCGGGACGGGGCGGUGCUGGGGAUCCGGCAGCUGAGCUCCGGGGAUGUGGGCUGCGUGGUGUGGGACGCGGCCAUCGUCCUGUCCAAAUUCCUGGAGCGGCGGGAACGUGCGGAGCCGGGGCUGUUCACCGGAAGAGCUGCGGUGGAGCUGGGCGCCGGCACCGGCAUCGUGGGCAUAAUGGCAGCCACCCUCGGAGCCAACGUCACGGUGACCGACCUCGAAGAUUUGCAAGAUCUGAUGAAAAUGAACAUAGAAAACAACGUGGCGCUCAUCACCGGGUCUUGCCAAGCGAAGGUAUUAAAAUGGGGCGCGGAGGGUACGGAUUUCUCUCCUCCCGACUACAUCCUGAUGGCGGACUGCAUUUACUAUGAAGAGUCCUUGAAGCCUUUACUGAAGACCCUGAGGGACCUGGCGAGCAGCGAGACCUGUGUCUUCUGCUGUUACGAGGAGAGGAGCACCGGGAAGAAUCCGCAAAUAGAACGGACAUUUUUUGAGCUGCUGAAACUAGACUUUGACUAUGAGGAAGUUCCCAUUGACAAACAUGACGAGGAGUAUCGGAGCGAGGACAUCCAUAUUCUGCAAAUCUACAAGAAGAAAUGACUUUGUAAAAAUGUAUAAAACGGGGCAGGAAUGGCAUCACGUCUGGCACUUAUCCGCAAUAAGAAGAUGGCAGAGGAGACAUUGGGUGGAUGAGAAGACGAUGUAUCGUCACCGUUUAUCGACUGUUCUUACAUCCCUCCGAGGAGUCGUCCUGGGGGGUGCAGGCCACAGUAUGGCCGUCCUUGUACCCUAAGCAGUACCGCACAGCGGCCUCGAGGCCUCCCAUCAUCUACAGGUGGAUCCAGGGAUCUGAAGUGGGAAGUCUACAGACUGUCAGAUAAAGGGUCACACGAUGUCCCCUGGUCUAGUGACUAUACAGAAGCAGCUCAACCGCCGGGGUCUGCACGUGGUCUGUAUGUGCCCGGCGCGCCACGUGUAGUGGAUUGUACUUGGGAAAUAAACACUGUACAUAGAUA
Messenger RNA from Bufo bufo (common toad), 1078 nucleotides. It is a transcript of the gene VCPKMT, whose product is annotated as valosin containing protein lysine methyltransferase. Gene Ontology annotation, molecular function: protein-lysine N-methyltransferase activity. The record is from RefSeq and is a predicted model, not a curated record. Gene Ontology annotation, cellular component: cytoplasm; cytosol. The coding region runs from base 21 to 662 and encodes 213 amino acids. The transcript has 6 exons. Lineage: Eukaryota; Metazoa; Chordata; Amphibia; Anura; Bufonidae. Gene Ontology annotation, biological process: peptidyl-lysine methylation.